CUAGCCACUGUCACUGUCGUGCAUCGUCGUUGCCUCCCACGCUCCCAGCACUCCCGCGGACUUCCUAUCGAUAAGCCCGAGCUCCAAGCUGUCGUCGCCAACCUCCCGCCACGAGCUGCGCUCGCUGCCAGACAUGAGCCCGGAGCGCCAUGUCGACGACGAUGAGGGCGCGCCGCCUCAGGUCUACCGCGACCAUGACCUCAUUAGUAUUGAUCCAGAGGACGCUGUAGUCGUGGACCCUGCCGAGUCCUCCGCCGAAGAAGAGCGCCCUCCGCAAGAUGCGCAUCGUGCCAGCAGACACAUCCCACCACGCCUGGAGCAUGCUUGGGGCUCUGUAAAGACCUGGGUGAAGGGGCCGCAGCCUUCGCGGCCCUGGAGUAUCCAUCCGUUCCUGCCCAAGAUCCAGACUGCGCCCAUCCGCCUCGUAGACACCUUCUUCCCCAAAAGGAAGCACAAGGUGGCCCUGUUGAUUGCCUUCUAUGCCGUUUGGAUUAUGAGUUUUACCCUAGUCUUGCAUAAGAGUGCUUUCUCGGCAGACGUUCCAGGCUACGGCCCCCCCGUGAGGAUCGGCUGUACCCAACGCUUCUGGAACGACGGCAAUGGAUGCGGCCUCAAUGGCGACUCCUGUCGCCCAUUUGAGAACGCCACCAUGGCUUUCCGCUGUCCUGCCAACUGCCAGCGCGUGCAGCUGCUGAAUCCGCAUGCUGUGGGCGAUUACGUUGCAAACUAUCGCCAGCUGGUCAUCGGGGGACCCACAGACAAAGAAGGAACAUUGGAGAAUACGUACUACCGCGCCGACUCAUUCAUUUGCGGCGCUGCUAUUCACGCCGGCUUCAUCAGUGACAGGUCGGGUGGGUGUGGCGUUGUCCAGCUGGUCGGCGAAAGGAACAAGUACGCUGCGGUGAAUCGCAAUCACAUCAAGUCAAUCGGCUUCGAUUCGUACUUUCCCAAGUCCUUCUCCUUCCUGCACGGCACCUCUGCCCAAUGCCGGGACCUGCGCUGGCCGCUCCUAGGCGUCAGUUUGACUUUCACAAUCCUGCUGUCCCUGUUCACCACCGCACCCUCUGUGUUUUUCCCCUCCAUCUUCCUGGGUAUAUUCUUCCACGUCGCACUCGCCUCGGAUCCCCCAAGCUUGACCGACUAUUACGCUCUCGUAUCCAUCUGCCUUGGUCGCUUACUACCAGCGAGCUUUUGCAUGUACGUUGUGUACCGCUUCGUCGUCGCUCGCACCUUGCGUCAUCUCGACGCGCAGUUUGAGAAGACAAUUCUCUGGUUGGGCGGCUGUUGGGUUGGCGCCCUUAACAACUACACCUUCGACAAAAUCCCCCUUGAGCGCUUAACACCUCAUGACUUGCAAAACCAGCCUGGCGCCAUUCCCGCCUUAAUCACUGUUGUUCUGUGCCUUUUCUUCAUUGCCUUGUUGCAAGCCUGGUGUCUGCGCAUCGAGGGCCGAUUGCCCAAGUACCUGGGCAUCUACGGCAUAUUCGUCGGCUCUCUGCUACUGCUUGUCGCGGUUCCUAAGAUGAAUGUCCGCAUCCACCACUAUAUCCUUGGACUGCUGCUCGUUCCAGGGACGUCCAUGCAGACCCGACCUUCCCUGCUGUUCCAAGGUAUUCUGGUCGGCCUAUUCAUCAACGGCAUCGCGCGCUGGGGCUUCGAUUCCAUACUCCAGACACCCAACGAACUGCGCGGCGAUGGGCCCAUUAGUAGUCUGCUUCCAGUCAUCACCGCCCCCAUCGUCCACAUGAACCACAACCUGCAUCUCAAGCCCAAUAUCACCUUCGAGUGGGCAUUGCCCUUCCCUAAGCACUAUGAUGGUCUUAGCAUUCUGGUCAAUGACGUUGAAAGAUAUCGCGGCUACGCUGACAACGGACUCGAGAGCUGGACAUGGGUUAGGCAUAUGAUGGACAUUCCCGAGUAUUUCCGUUUCGCAUAUCUCGACGGUGGAGCGCGAGGUGAUUACACCAAGGCAGGCACGUGGAGUGCGCAGGGAGGCUGGACAGACAUGGCAUCGGGACCAUCCUAGAGCAGCGCGCGCACUGUAGAAAGUGUAGCACAUCGUCUAGAAAAGUACUGCAUUGGUAGCCAGAAUGACGUAGUGUUGUAUUCGUCCGCAAUCAGCCACCCCUUGUCUCGCAAGGUGGGGCCUGUGCUAAGACCUGAUUACAACAUCAACUUGCUGACGAACUUCUGACCGG
Messenger RNA from Boeremia exigua, 2198 nucleotides. RefSeq lists its product as uncharacterized. The transcript has a single exon. Lineage: Eukaryota; Fungi; Ascomycota; Dothideomycetes; Pleosporales; Didymellaceae. The record is from RefSeq and is a predicted model, not a curated record. Bases 134 to 2026 code for a protein of 630 amino acids.